Quercus robur (English oak) is the source of this 1598-nucleotide messenger RNA. RefSeq names its product probable xyloglucan endotransglucosylase/hydrolase protein 28. Gene Ontology annotation, biological process: cell wall biogenesis; xyloglucan metabolic process. The record is from RefSeq and is a predicted model, not a curated record. Gene Ontology annotation, cellular component: cell wall; apoplast. Lineage: Eukaryota; Viridiplantae; Streptophyta; Magnoliopsida; Fagales; Fagaceae. Bases 286 to 1290 code for a protein of 334 amino acids. The transcript has 4 exons. Gene Ontology annotation, molecular function: hydrolase activity, hydrolyzing O-glycosyl compounds; xyloglucan:xyloglucosyl transferase activity.
CUCUCUCACUCUGCCACUCAACAAUAAAAGGGACCUCUUCCCUUUCCCACUUUGUCUUUCCUUCUCGUUUUUAGCCUUUUCGCUUCUCAACACCUCUCUCCCUCUAGAUUGAGACGUCACAUAACACACCUCUCUUUCCUUCUUUAGCACUCUUCUUUCUUCUUCUUCUCCCUUUUAUUAUUAUUAUUAUUAUUAUUAUAUAUAUAAGUCAGAAACUCUCACACACAUACACACACAGAAGAAAAACAAGAACUAAAGGAUCACAUAUAAUAAUAUAAAAAAAAUAUGGGGUUCUCUUAUCUGGGUUUUCUUGUAAUGGUUUGUUGUUUACAACUUGUGGUUCUUGUUUCUGGGUCAACCAAGAAUUUGCCAAUUAUCAACUUUGAUGAAGGGUAUACUCAUCUCUUUGGUGAGGAUAAUCUGGCUGUAGUUAGAGAUGGCAAAUCGGUUCAUCUUUCUCUGGAUGAAAGGACAGGCUCUGGAUUUGUGUCACAGGACCUUUAUCUUCAUGGCUUUUUCAGUGCUUCCAUUAAGUUGCCUGCUGAUUACACUGCUGGUGUUGUUGUUGCGUUCUAUAUGUCGAAUGGUGAUAUGUUUGAGAAGAACCAUGAUGAAAUCGAUUUUGAGUUUUUGGGUAACAUCAGAGGCAAAGAUUGGAGGAUUCAGACCAAUAUUUAUGGCAAUGGAAGUACCAACAUUGGCAGAGAAGAGAGAUACAAUCUCUGGUUCGACCCCGCAGAAGAUUACCAUCAGUACAGCAUUCUCUGGACUGAUUCUCAGAUCAUAUUUUAUGUAGACAAUGUUCCCAUUAGAGAGUUUAAGAGAACAGAAUCUAUGGGUGGUGACUUCCCCUCUAAGCCAAUGACUUUGUAUGCUACAAUAUGGGAUGGUUCUGAUUGGGCUACCAAUGGAGGCAAAUACAGAGUAAACUACAAAUAUGCCCCCUACAUUGCGGAGUUCUCCGAUCUUGUCCUUCACGGCUGUGCCGUUGAUCCCAUUGAACAUAUGGCAAGGUGUGACAAUGCUGAAGGUACAGAAGGAAUUCCUACUGGUGUCACACGGGUGCAAAGAAUUAAAAUGGAGGGUUUUAGAAAGAAGCACAUGACAUAUUCUUAUUGCUAUGAUCACAUUCGGUAUAAAGUUCCCCCAUCUGAGUGUGUGAUUAAUCCCCUAGAAGCAGAGAGACUCAGGACAUUUGACCCUGUUACAUUUGGAAAUGGCCGACGCCACCAUAGUAAACGACACCACCAUAGCCGAACAAGCCAGGCCAAGGUUACUUCUUCCAUUUGAGAAGGCUGCUGCAACAUUUAUUAUGUCAUGCGGACAUUAUUGUCAUCUUGAUUCCCUUUCUGCUUCAUAUAGCUGGGUCAGUUUUUUUGUGUAUAGAGAGAGCAUAGGUUUAUUGAUGGUGAUAAAGAGUAUUAUAUGGUUCAUGGUGGUGGGUAUGUAUGUGUAUAGUUCAUACCUUUAGGUUCUCCCAGUUAUUUUAUCAUUGAUGAUGGAUGUCUUUACAAAUUGAAUUUGGAAAUGAUUUCUGUAACUUAAUAGACACACCCCUCAUGGGUUCAAUAAAUAUUUAGUAUAUGGAGUUACUAUUA